Molecule: messenger RNA, 1035 nt
Organism: Apiotrichum porosum
Lineage: Eukaryota; Fungi; Basidiomycota; Tremellomycetes; Trichosporonales; Trichosporonaceae
Exons: 1
Coding region: 1-1035 (344 amino acids)
Source: RefSeq, a predicted model, not a curated record
AUGGUCACCGUCACCCUCGACCACACCGUGUUCCCGCACAUCAUCGAUCGCAUCCUCACCUAUGCGUCUCGGCCAGUUCUCGCCACCUGCCGUAUGACAUGCAAGGGCCUCCACAACGCUGUCGCCAAGGUACAGGCCCAACACCUCAUCCUGAGUCCUGGGGACGGAAAACAUUGCACGUACCUCAGCGUAACGACGCCGUACGGCCCACUCCCGGGACUGAAUGGUGUCUACUGCACACCCGACGUCAACAAAGCGAUCUCUGAGCUCAAGCGCUACACCGUCCACACGACUGUCCUUACCAUGGAAGGAUUCGUCAGCCCAGACAACGACCUCACGCUCCUGGCCAGCGCAUUCCCCAACCUCAAAAUGUAUCGCAUCGCUGAGGAACGCAUCGGAUUCAAUAACAACGAGGUCGUGUAUCUCAACUACACCCCCUACUAUCCCUUUCAAUGCCACACUCUGGUCAUUUUGGCCGACACUGACACUGUUCCCAACCCUGGAGCCCAUAUCGCGUGGGACCCAUAUCAUUGCAGUCAAUGCACCCCUGCCAAUGUGGAGCCAGCGAUACCGCCAGGAGUUACCAAGAUUGUGCUCAACUGGUGGUUGGAUACGAUGCACGUCGACCAUUUCGUGCCAUGGCUCCAACCCAACGACAACGGCUUCCCGUGUAUCGGCAACGUCCCUCCGUCCAUCGAGGACAUUGUCAUCAUCUUUCAAAGAUACAACACAAGCGUGCGGCCCCUACACUUCACAGGCGACGGUACGGAUUUCGACCGCCGAGUGACCCGCCUGAAUGUGACAUUCACACUUGUGGGGGUCGACGACACCUGUCAAGCUACUCUUCACAAAGCCCUGCGCCACAGGCUGUCGGACAGCUUUACGGAGGAGAAAGCCAAGGAAGAUUGUAUCGCCGACAUCCUCGAACACGUGAAGUUUCUCACGAUGGACGAAUACGCCAAGGGAGUUCAAAACAUCGAACUUGAGACCCAGGUUGAGCUUGACAAAACAAAGAAAAGUCACAACAAGGAUUGA